GGUCCUUGAACGCGUCCUGAGGCGGUGGGUGACGGUGUGCGUCUGGCCGUCCGCCUGCGCCGGUGCCGCGGAGCUGAGCGCAAAUAAUGCCCGGUAAAUGUAAGUUCCAGGACUCGUGGCUGUCCAAGGACAUCUAUAAGGAGUGGCUGGUGAAGGACGGGGCGGACAUCCACUUCGCGCGGUGCCGGGCCUGCUGCAAAUCCAUCAAACUGCAGACCAUGGGCGAGGCGGCGCUCACCAGUCACGCAGGCGGCGCCGGCCACAAAGCGGCGGUGCGCAAGCUAACGGAAGGUAAAGUCCUGCUGAUAAACGCGGCGGGGCAGAUGAAUGGAAGUGUGAGUCGUCUGAACAUUGGGGCAGAUCCUCAGCAGAUGGACGACACUAAGGAGCAGAUGGCCGUUUGUCUGAAGCGUGAACCCGCAGACAGAAUACCCAGCAGCCCCUGGGCCGACCUGCACCACAGCCCCUCUGUAAACUCCACUUCCCAUAAUGCAGAGCUGCAGGACGUGGUUUUUCCCGCCGCCUACAUCACAGCCCCAGGCACCUCCCACCUGGUCAGCCCCCACGCCCUCCCCUCGGUCAGAGAAUCGGAGGAGCCGCAGCGUCGUCGUCAGCGGGUGUCGGGCUCGGACGGCGUGGACGCGUCCCGGCUGGAGCUGCAGCAGCGGUCGGAGGUCCUGGAGCAGCAGCAGCAGAUGCAGAUCCUGGAGUGGGAGAACCGCAUGAAGGUCCUGGCGUGGGAGCAGGAGCUGGUGCGGCAGAAGAGGAGGGCGCUGCGGCAGAAGGAGAAGGCCUUCCGCAUGAAGGCCGCCUACUACAGCGCCAAGCUCCGCAGGAUGGGACAGCAGCCGCCGCCGCCGUCGUCAGGGAGCAGCAGCGACGACGACGGCGGCGACCGGGGGAAGACCGCCCACCCGACGGGAUGAACCGGCUGUUACCGCGGUGACGGCCUCUCAUCCUCCGGGACUGGUUUUAUACAGCGGUUUUGUAAAUGUCGGCUUUUUUUUUUUUUUUUUUUUUUUACACCGUUGAAAAGAAACAGAAAGACGUUCUGACCCAAAGUUUCCAGAGUUCCUCAUGUGACCGUUGAAUCAGCUGAUGGAGGCGGAGUCAGACCAAAGGUUCCCAAAAAUAAACCCCCCUCCUUUUUUUUUUUUUUUUUUUCCUGUCACAGUAUUUACUUUGUUCAUGUUUGGCCUUAAAUCCAGAGGAAACAGUGGCUUUAACGUUUGCUUUUAGGUAUAAAUCAAAUCAGUUCAACCCUUAAAGACCUAAAACUGUUCGUAUUGACUUUCCUCUGAUGUUUUCUAAGAAUUCCAGUUUUUAUUAGAGUUUCCACUUGGUACACGACAUUCAUACCAUGUUGCUUAAUGUUAACAACGAAGGCUUCUGUACACACAUGAAAAGUAUUAAAAAAUGCUACAGUGUGGAUGUUCUCAAGAAGAAAAAAUAAAAUUGAUAAAUAAAUAGGUAAAUAAAUAAAUCAAUAAAUAAUUCUCUUAUGUUUUCUUUCCAUUUAACUGAGUUCUGACAAUGAAACAACAAGUAAAUACUGAGUCUGCUCUUCAGUAUUCAGGGUUUUCAGUAUUAAGGGUUAAAGGUGGACGUUUGGGUUUUUAAGGGUUAAAGGUGGACGUUUAGGUCUUUAAGGGUUAAAGGUGGACGUUUGGGUCUUUAAGGGUUAAAGGUGGACGUUUGGGUGUU
This is a messenger RNA of Sphaeramia orbicularis (orbiculate cardinalfish), 1704 nucleotides long. RefSeq names its product fibrinogen silencer binding protein (gene fsbp). The coding region runs from base 87 to 926 and encodes 279 amino acids. NCBI's taxonomy places the organism in Eukaryota, Metazoa, Chordata, Actinopteri, Kurtiformes, Apogonidae. The record is from RefSeq and is a predicted model, not a curated record. The transcript is spliced from 4 exons.